Molecule: messenger RNA, 537 nt
Organism: Acomys russatus (golden spiny mouse)
Lineage: Eukaryota; Metazoa; Chordata; Mammalia; Rodentia; Muridae
Gene: Tmem190
Product: transmembrane protein 190
Exons: 5
Coding region: 1-537 (178 amino acids)
Biological process (GO): hematopoietic progenitor cell differentiation
Cellular component (GO): inner acrosomal membrane
Source: RefSeq, a predicted model, not a curated record
AUGGUGGGGUCUGGGAUCUCAGCUUUGGGCCUCCUCCUGCUGAUGCAGGGCUCAGUAGAUGCGAAUGGAAUACAGGGCUUUUUCUAUCCAUGGAGUUGUGAGGGAGAUGUGUGGGACCGAGAGAGCUGUGGGGGUCAGGCAGCAAUUGAGAACCCCAACCUGUGCCUGCGCCUGCGCUGCUGCUACCGGGAUGGUGUGUGCUACCACCAACGGCCAGAUGAAAACAUGCGCAGGAAGCAUAUGUGGGCCCUGGGCUGGACCUGCGGUAGCCUGGUCUUCCUUAUUGCCAGCAUCUGCCUCUUCUGGUGGGCCAAGCGCCGAGACAUGCUGCGCCUACCACAGUUUCUACAGGGGAAAUGCGACCUGUCGAGAACAGUGUCCCUACUGUCUAAGGAACGCUCAUCCGCCAGCAAGCGGACAACUGUGAUUUCCGCGGCUGUCUCUGUGCCCGCCGAGGGGACAGAAGCCUCAGGAGGCGGCACGGAACCAGAAGCUAUGGAAGGCGGGGAGGACACAGAAGGAGGCGAUGAUGAUUAG